CUUCUUCCUCCUCCUCAUCUUUCCCCUUUCUCUUUCUCUUUCUCCCUCACUCACUCUGUGUCUGCAAAUUGUUGAUGUGAUUCUCUCCACUACCAGCUAGCUAAGUAUUAUCUCCAAAAAAAACCCCAUCAACCUUUACAAAAGAGAUAAAAGAAUUAAAGGGCGCCACAAGACUACAAGAUAUAGAUCAUCACCAUGGUUUUUUCCUCCAUUCCGGCUUAUCUUGAUCCGGCCAACUGGCAGCAGCAACCAAGUCCUCAUCAUCAUCAUCACCAUCACUUAUUAUCCGGAAGCAACAGCAAUAACAACAUCAACAACAACUCUCAGCUUCAUCCUCUUCCACCUCCCCCGCCACCACCGCCUUCAAACCCUGGCGGUGGUGGCAGUGGGCCUGGAGGUGCGGGUUCGAUCAGGCCAGGUUCCAUGGCUGAUCGAGCCCGCAUGGCUAACAUCCCCUUGCCUGAGCCGGCACUCAAAUGCCCGCGCUGCGACUCCACCAACACUAAGUUCUGCUACUUCAACAACUACAGCCUCACGCAGCCUCGCCAUUUCUGCAAAACUUGCCGACGCUACUGGACACGUGGUGGCGCGCUGAGAAACGUUCCAGUCGGAGGCGGCUGCAGGAGAAACAAAAGGAGCAGCAAAGGAGGAGGAAGUAGCAGGUCUAAAUCUCCGGUUAGCAGCUCUGACCGCCCCACCGGUUCGGCAAGCUCAUCUGGUCAAGCAAUUCCAUCCAAUAGUUCAGCUGGAACUGUCGAUAUGAUAGCAGCUGGGUUAAGCCCUCAAAUCCCACCACUGCGUUUCAUCAACCCUUUCGCUGACCACCACUUCGGCGCCAGCGAGAAUCUCGGCAUGAACUACGGCCUGAGCUACGGCGGUGGAGUAGGGGACUUGGGUUUUCAGAUAGGGAGCGGUUUAGGUGGAGGAAUUACUAGCACUCCUACCGGGUCGCUUUUCGAGCAGCAAUGGAGGUUUCAACAGCAAACUCCCUCGUUUCCUUUCUUGAGUGGAGGUUUGGAUUCUGCUCCUGGUUUAUUUGAGGGUAGUGGAGUUGAGUUUUCAGGUUAUAAUCCGGUGCGGCCGAGGCUACUAUCAUCCGGUAGCAGUGUUGGGGUUUCUUCGCAAAUAGCUUCGGUGAAGACGGAAGAUCCUCACAAUCAGAAUCAUCAGCAACAAGAGAUGAACCUGUCGAGGCAGCUUUCGGGGAUCCAAGGAGGGAAUGACAGUCAGUACUGGAUUAACGGCGCCGGUGGGAAUGCGAAUGGUACUUCAACAACUGCGUGGACUGAUCUUUCUGGGUUCAGCUCUACUUCCACUGCCACCAAUCAUCCUCUAUAAAUUUUAGUUUGAGGUUUUUUCCUUGUGUGUUGCAGCUUCAAUUAGCUCUAGGAAUUAACUCUAAACAAAUUACUGGUACUUCCACAUCCGACUCGUUGAAAGAGUACGACGAAAUGUGAGAAUGGGGGGAUAUGGGUUUAAUUUGUUCAUCUUCAUGAUCAAGUAGAAACCCUAGAAAUGGUAGGUUUUUCAAUGAUUUUAAUUUGCUUCUUCGCUUCUAGUGAACUUAGUUUACUUUUCUUUCAAAAUUUAAUUUUAGAAGGCCUUGUAUGAGCUUAAUUAGCUAGCAUGUUUGCAAUACUAGUGAGUGUAUGCGUUUAUGGAAUUCGAUUUGAAUGAGAAUAUCAUAUCAAAUGUUUAAC
Messenger RNA from Fragaria vesca subsp. vesca, 1700 nucleotides. Its product is annotated as dof zinc finger protein DOF2.4-like. The record is from RefSeq and is a predicted model, not a curated record. The transcript is spliced from 2 exons. Gene Ontology annotation, biological process: regulation of DNA-templated transcription. NCBI's taxonomy places the organism in Eukaryota, Viridiplantae, Streptophyta, Magnoliopsida, Rosales, Rosaceae. Gene Ontology annotation, molecular function: DNA-binding transcription factor activity; DNA binding. Bases 196 to 1338 code for a protein of 380 amino acids.